GCUUUGGUAUGGUCCUUUCCUUUGAUUGGUAUGGUCACACUGCCACCAUCUUUCUUUUCCUCCUGUCAAAUUGUGACUCGCGUGGAGUUUUACUUCGCAAUCCAAAAUGCAGAACGACGCCGGUGAAUUCGUUGACCUGUACUGCCCCAGGAAAUGCUCUGCGAGCAACCGCCUGAUCCACGCUAAGGACCACGCGUCCGUGCAGCUGGUGAUCGCGGACGUGGACCCCGCCACGGGCCGCGCCGCCGACUCCUCCAAGAUGUAUGUGGUCUGCGGAGCCAUCAGACGCAUGGGAGAGUCUGACGACUGCAUUGUCCGGCUCACCAAGAAGGAUGGUAUAUUAGCAAAGAACUACUGAGUAGUCAUGUAAGGAGAUAACUUUAUAAAAAACCAAUAAAAAAACUAUAAAAGUUAAA
Pectinophora gossypiella (pink bollworm) is the source of this 416-nucleotide messenger RNA. It is a transcript of the gene RpS21, whose product is annotated as 40S ribosomal protein S21. NCBI's taxonomy places the organism in Eukaryota, Metazoa, Arthropoda, Insecta, Lepidoptera, Gelechiidae. Gene Ontology annotation, biological process: translation; endonucleolytic cleavage to generate mature 3'-end of SSU-rRNA from (SSU-rRNA, 5.8S rRNA, LSU-rRNA); endonucleolytic cleavage in ITS1 to separate SSU-rRNA from 5.8S rRNA and LSU-rRNA from tricistronic rRNA transcript (SSU-rRNA, 5.8S rRNA, LSU-rRNA). The record is from RefSeq and is a predicted model, not a curated record. Gene Ontology annotation, cellular component: cytosolic small ribosomal subunit; ribosome. Bases 107 to 358 code for a protein of 83 amino acids. Gene Ontology annotation, molecular function: structural constituent of ribosome. The transcript has 4 exons.